AUGUCAGACCCUCCAUAUUCUUCCCUCCAUCCCUGCUACUUCCAGACCCUCCUUGUACUUCCCUACAUCCCUGCUACUUCCAGACUCUCCUUGUACUUCCCUCCAUCCCUGCUACUUCCAGACCCUCCUUGUACUUCCCUCCAUCCCUGCUACUUCCAGACCCUCCUUGUACUUCCCUCCAUCCCUGCUACUUCCAGACCCUCCAUAUUCUUCCCUCCAUCCCUGCUACUUCCAGACCCUCCUUGUACUUCCCUCCAUCCCUGCUACUUCCAGACUCUCCUUGUACUUCCCUCCAUCCCUGCUACUUCCAGACCCUCCUUGUACUUCCCUCCAUCCCUGCUACUUCCAGACUCUCCUUGUACUUCCCUUCAUCCCUGCUACUUCCAGACUCUCCUUGUACUUCCCUCCAUCCCUGCUACUUCCAGACCCUCCAUAUUCUUCCCUCCAUCCCUGCUACUUCCAGACCCUCCUUGUACUUCCCUCCAUCCCAACUACUUCCAGACCCUCCUUGUACUUCCCUCCAUCCCUACUACUUCCAGACCCUCCUUGUACUUCCCUCCAUCCCUGCUACUUCCAGACCCUCCAUAUUCUUCCCUCCAUCCCUGCUACUUCCAGACCCUCCAUAUUCCUCCCUUCGUCCCUGCUACUUCCAGACCCUCCAUAUUCUUCCCUCCAUCCUUGCUACUUCCAGACCCUCCAUAUUCCUCCCUUCGUCCCUGCUACUUCCAGACCCUCCAUAUUCCUCCCUUCGUCCCUGCUACUUCCAGACCCUCCUUAUACUUCCCUCCAUCCCUGCUACUUCCAGACCCUCCACACUCUUCCCUCCAUCCCUGCUACUUCCAGACCCUCCAUAUUCUUCCCUUCAUCCCUGCUACUUCCAGACCCUCCUUGUACUUCCCUCCAUCCCUGCUACUUCCAGACCCUCCUUAUACUUCCCUCCAUCCCCGCUACUUCCAGACCCUCCAUAUUCUUCCCUCCAUCCCUGCUACUUCCAGACCCUCCUUAUACUUCCCUCCAUCCCUGCUACUUCCAGACCCUCCAUAUUCUUCCCUCCAUCCCUGCUACUUCCAGACCCUCCUUAUACUUCCCUCCAUCCCUGCUACUUCCAGACCCUCCACACUCUUCCCUCCAUCCCUGCUACUUCCAGACCCUCCACACUCUUCCCUACAUCCCUGCUACUUCCAGACCCUCCACACUCUUCCCUCCAUCCCUGCUACUUCCAGACCCUCCAUAUACUUCCCUCCUCCAGCUCCCUCCGCCACCAUUACUCUCCAGGCUGGCCCUGAAACUCCCCCGCCUGAUACUCCCCCGCCUGAUACUCCCUCGCCUGAUACUCCCCCGCCUGAUACUCCCCCGCCUGAUACUCCCUCGCCUGAUACUCCCCCGCCUGACACCAUCUCGCCAAGUACCACUCCGCCUGAUACUCCCUCGCCUGAUACUCCACCGCCUGAUACUCCACCGCCUGAUACUCCACCGCCUGAUACUCCACCGCCUGAUACUCCCCCGCCUGACACCACCCCGCCAAGUACCAUCCCGCCUGAUACUCCCCCGCCUGACACCACCCCGCCAAGUACCACCCCGCCUGAUACUCCCCCGCCUGACACCACCCCGCCAAGUACCACCCCGCCUGAUACUCCCUCGCCUGAUACUCCCCCGCCUGACACCACCCCGCCAAGUACCACUCCGCCUGAUACUCCCUCGCCUGAUACUCCCCCGCCUGACACCACCCCGCCAAGUACCACUCCGCCUGAUACUCCCCCGCCUGACACCACCCCGCCAAGUACCACUCCGCCUGAUACUCUGCUUCACCACCUUCCACAACACACAAACGACUCCUUCAUUACACGCUGA
Molecule: messenger RNA, 1851 nt
Organism: Procambarus clarkii (red swamp crayfish)
Lineage: Eukaryota; Metazoa; Arthropoda; Malacostraca; Decapoda; Cambaridae
Source: RefSeq, a predicted model, not a curated record